CAUAUACAUACGCUUGCGCUCUCUCUCUUUCUUUUGACGGCCCGAGGCAGCCAGAAUUUGCCUCGUCGUGUUUUGUGGUGAUUUUUCGUUUCCAUUAAUUUAUAAAAAUGGGAUUCGUAAAAGUCGUAAAGAACAAGCAGUACUUCAAAAGAUUCCAAGUAAAGUUCAAGAGGCGUAGGGAAGGUAAAACCGAUUACUACGCCAGAAAACGUCUUAUUGUUCAAGACAAAAACAAAUAUAACACUCCCAAGUACCGUUUGGUGGUACGUCUGUCCAACAGAGACAUCACCUGCCAGGUUGCUUAUUCCAGAAUCGAAGGAGACAAAGUUGUAUGUGCUGCAUACUCACAUGAAUUACCCAGAUAUGGUGUAAAAGUUGGUUUAACAAACUACGCAGCUGCUUACUGUACUGGAUUAUUGUUGGCACGUCGUCUUCUCAAGCAAUUGGGAUUAGACAGCCUCUACCAAGGUGUUGAUGAGGUCAACGGUGAUGAAUACAACGUUGAAGGCGUUGAUGAUGGUCCAGGAGCUUUCAGGUGCAAUCUGGAUGUGGGUCUUAACAGAACCUCCACAGGAGCCCGAGUAUUCGCCGCCAUGAAGGGGGCCGUCGAUGGAGGCCUGAACAUACCCCACUCCACCAAGAGAUUCCCCGGUUACGACUCUGAGUCGAAAAGUUUCAAUGCCGAAGUACACCGCGACCACAUUUUCGGUAUUCACGUGAGGGACUACAUGAAAUCCUUGGAAGAGGAGGACCCAGAGGCUUUCAAGAGACAGUUUAGCCGAUACAUUAAGUUGGGAAUCAAUGCAGACCAGAUCGAGGGUAUCUACAAAAAUGCUCACGCCGCUAUCAGGGAGAACCCAGAGGUGGUGAAGAAAGACAGGAGUGCGGUACCGGCCAAAAAGAAGACUCUGCGCAGGAAACUCACCCUGGCAGAGCGCAAGGAUCGUGUGGCACAGAAAAAGAAGAGUUUCUUGGCCAAGCUGCAGGAAGAGCCCUAAAUCUAUUUAUAAAUGUGUUUUAUAAAAUAAACAUCCUAUAAUAAAUGUCCAUAAGUGUU
Sitophilus oryzae (rice weevil) is the source of this 1057-nucleotide messenger RNA. RefSeq names its product 60S ribosomal protein L5 (gene RpL5). The coding region runs from base 108 to 998 and encodes 296 amino acids. Gene Ontology annotation, cellular component: ribosome; cytosolic large ribosomal subunit. Gene Ontology annotation, biological process: ribosomal large subunit assembly; translation. Lineage: Eukaryota; Metazoa; Arthropoda; Insecta; Coleoptera; Curculionidae. The record is from RefSeq and is a predicted model, not a curated record. Gene Ontology annotation, molecular function: structural constituent of ribosome; 5S rRNA binding. The transcript has 5 exons.